Emys orbicularis (European pond turtle) is the source of this 627-nucleotide messenger RNA. RefSeq names its product fibroblast growth factor 9 (gene FGF9). Gene Ontology annotation, biological process: cell differentiation; animal organ morphogenesis; lung development. The transcript is spliced from 3 exons. The record is from RefSeq and is a predicted model, not a curated record. Gene Ontology annotation, molecular function: growth factor activity; fibroblast growth factor receptor binding. Gene Ontology annotation, cellular component: cytoplasm. NCBI's taxonomy places the organism in Eukaryota, Metazoa, Chordata, Testudines, Emydidae. The coding region runs from base 1 to 627 and encodes 208 amino acids.
AUGGCUCCCUUAGGUGAAGUUGGGAACUAUUUCGGUGUGCAGGAUGCAGUACCCUUUGGGAAUGUGCCCGUUUUGCCAGUGGAUAGUCCGGGUUUGUUAAGUGACCACCUGGGUCAGUCUGAGGCAGGUGGGCUACCCAGGGGGCCUGCAGUCACGGACUUGGACCAUUUAAAAGGGAUCCUCAGGCGGAGGCAGCUAUACUGCAGGACUGGAUUUCAUUUAGAAAUCUUCCCCAAUGGUACUAUCCAGGGAACCAGGCAAGACCACAGCAGAUUUGGUAUACUGGAAUUUAUCAGUAUAGCAGUGGGCCUGGUCAGCAUUCGAGGGGUAGACAGUGGACUCUACCUUGGAAUGAAUGAAAAAGGAGAACUGUAUGGCUCGGAAAAAUUAACCCAGGAGUGCGUAUUCAGAGAGCAGUUUGAAGAAAACUGGUAUAAUACAUAUUCAUCAAAUCUAUAUAAACAUGUGGACACUGGAAGACGAUAUUAUGUUGCGUUAAAUAAAGAUGGGACUCCAAGAGAAGGGACUAGGACUAAACGGCAUCAAAAAUUUACACAUUUUUUACCGAGACCCGUGGACCCUGAGAAAGUACCUGAACUAUAUAAGGAUAUUUUAAGCCAAAGUUGA